This is a messenger RNA of Condylostylus longicornis, 1460 nucleotides long. Its product is annotated as E3 ubiquitin ligase Rnf121. The record is from RefSeq and is a predicted model, not a curated record. The transcript has 7 exons. NCBI's taxonomy places the organism in Eukaryota, Metazoa, Arthropoda, Insecta, Diptera, Dolichopodidae. Gene Ontology annotation, cellular component: Golgi membrane; endoplasmic reticulum membrane. The coding region runs from base 154 to 1134 and encodes 326 amino acids. Gene Ontology annotation, molecular function: ubiquitin protein ligase activity; metal ion binding.
UGUAAAAAGUUAAACAAAUUUUCAGCAGAUAAGCUGGCAGUCUAAUUUUCUUAUUUCAAUAGGUUAAUUAAAAGCAAAAUGUAAUAUUAAUAUACUAGGUGGCUAGUCAUUAAAUUAAAUAAAAGCUUAUAGUAUUUAAAAAAAUUAUUUAAAAUGGAUUCAGCAAAUAUACAGACGUUUCCGCGAGAUUUACAUGUUCCUGUGGAUAUGAAUAAAUCCCUGGAAGAAAUGACUCCUGAGGAAAGAAUGAGAUACGAACAUCAGCAAAUGCAUGAAAAGCAUCGAGGACAUGAGCAAAUGCAUUCAGAAAUGGUUUUAGUUCUAUUUGUGACAUUAAUUUUUGCCCAAAUUGCUUUAGUGGAAUGGAAAAAACGACAUUAUCGUUCAUAUUCACUAGUUUCAUUAAUUGCAAUGUGGAUUAUCCCGAUUGUAAUUUCUAUACGCUAUAUAUGGAUUAGAUUUAUUAUAUCGUGGGUAAUAUUUACUUUUAUAACGAUAAUCGUAAUGAGAAAAGCGAUGAUUAAACCAAUUGAUGGUACAACUCCAAGACUAGUGUACAAGUGGUUUUAUUUUAUAUAUAAACUUAGUUAUGGUUUAGGAAUAAUUGGUUAUUUAGUUUGUUUCGCUACAUUUAUUGGAUUUAAUUUUGUUUUCAAUCAACCGCCAAACAUAUGGAUGGAUACAGCCUUCUUAUUUAUAUUUUAUGGGCUCUACUUUGGAGUUCUAGGUCGUGAUAUAUCUGAAAUUUGUUCAGAUAAAAUGGCAUCCCACAUAGGAUACUAUGCUCCGCAAGGGAUGCCUACAAGACAUUUAGAAGAUAAUGUAUGUGCUGUAUGUGGAAAUAAAUUAUUUGUAAGUGAAAAAGAAGAGGGUGUAAUCGAAAACACAUAUAAGUUGUCAUGUAAUCAUGUUUUUCAUGAAUUCUGUAUAAGGGGAUGGUGCAUAGUAGGCAAAAAACAAACUUGUCCUUAUUGUAAGGAAAAGGUUGAUUUAAAAAAAAUGUUCUGCAAUCCUUGGGAGCGACCUCAUGUUUUGUAUGGAAGGCUGCUAGAUUGGAUUAGAUGGUUAGUAGCAUGGCAACCAUUGAUAUUUUUCCUAGUUCAGGGAAUUAAUUGGGCACUAGGACUGGAAUGAUAGUUAAUUAACAAAAUUUUUUUAAAAAAUUUCGUGUAAUAUCAUCUUAGCCUAAAAAAAAAAAAACUGAAAACUGAAGAGGAAAAAAUUUUUAUUCGUAAAAUAAAAUGAAGUUUUAUAGCAAUUAUAAACACUUAUUCAGUCAUGAAAUUUACACUAGCCUAAUUCAUAAAUGUUUAAAUCAAUUUUUGUUGUAUCAGAAUGAUAGCCUUAUUUAUUUUUAAAUUAUAAUUCCAAAUGUACUACAUAUUUUGUUUUUUAGCUGUGACCUUAUUUAAAAUAAUUUUUUUUUUUUGUUAUUUGAAUCAAAAUAAAUUUGAACAAAA